CUAGUGAAAUAUUCUCUUGAUAUGUUGCAUGAGAAUUUCCAAAGAUCUAUGUUGAAUUGAGAUAGAAUAUAAGUAGUACAAGUUGUAUACUUUAAGGACAAGUACAAGAAUAUUAAAUAACUUUUCCUGCAGUUGUGAGUAUUUAUAGUCCUCUGGCUAAAAUAUUCAUAGUUUUAAUUGGACUGUAAUGUAUAACUGAUUUCAAAGUCAUUGUUCAUUAUAGGCCAUAUAAAAGCUUGAUUCAAAAUGUCCCGUUGGGAGGAUUUGUACAUUUUGUUACGUAGUAUGAGAAUGGUAGCAAAGUGUGCAUCUGAUGAAAUUCAAAGGAAAACCUCUCAAAAUUGGAUGAACUCUUCAAUUAGAGUCUCUCUAACAAAAAAUUUCUCAAAAGUUGAGGAUAAUAUAAAUAGUACGAUAUUCGAAGAUAAAUUCAAGAAUCCUAUAGAUGUCAUGAAUUCGAAUCUUGACUAUGCUAAGAAGGCAACGGAAAAUAUUCGCUAUAAAAUUAAAAGCAGACUCCCUGCUGAUAUUGCGCCAAGCUUUUUAAAAGAAGAGCUACCAGAGGCAGUAAUUGUUCAAAAUAGUUUGGGCAAAGAAAAAACUGAUAGUUCGAGCGAAACAAUACCUGAAGAUGCUAAAGCUAAUAAGGACGUAAAAUUUUCGAGGAUGUCUCAUAGAUAUCCACCAUCUAAGAUUCCUGAGUUUCUAAAGAAAGAUCUUCCUUAUAGUAUACUGGUUGAAACGGGUUUGGUUGACGAAACAGAGGAAGAAUACAGAAAGAGAACAGCUCAACCUCCUCCACCGACAAAGUCUAAUAAAAAUUUAACUCCUAGGCAAAAAUAUGAAGCUGCACGUGAGAACAAAAAACCCAAAGUUUUACAGGGACUUAGUGAUAAAUCAAAGGAAAGAAAAGUUCCUGGAACCCGCAUAGGUCGGAUGGCAUCCUUUGGAAGUUUAGGUGCCGGAUUAGCUUUUGGUGCUGCCUCGGAGGUAUUUAAAAGAAGCGUUGGUUUAGGUAAAACAAAGAAUAGUGGCAAUGAAUCCUUGCUUAAGGAAAAUCCUUUCUUAUCUGAUGCCAAUAUGGAGAGAAUAGUCAAUACAUUAUGUCGUGUUCGUGGAGCCGCCUUAAAACUUGGUCAAAUGCUUAGUAUUCAAGAUGCUUCGUUGAUGAGUCCACAAUUACAGCUUGUCAUGGAAAGAGUUCGCCAGAGUGCCGAUUUUAUGCCAAAAUAUCAAUUAGAAAAAGUUAUCAGAGAAGAGCUGGGAUCUAACUGGAGAGAAAAAUUUCAGUCGUUCGAUGAUAAACCAUUUGCAGCUGCUUCAAUUGGCCAAGUUCAUAGAGGGACAACUCUAGAUGGGAAAGAAGUUGCGGUAAAAAUUCAAUAUCCCGGAGUGUCUUCUUCUAUAGACUCUGAUAUAGAGAAUUUGCUAGGAAUUUUAAAGUACUGGAAAAUAUUACCGGAUGCCUUAUACGUGGACAGAGUUGUUGACGUAGCCAGAAAAGAAUUAAAAUGGGAAUGCGAUUAUACUAGAGAAGCAGAAUGCUCGGAAAGAUAUAGGAAAUUAUUAGAGAAUGAUGAUGUUUUCUACGUACCAAAAGUUUUUAAAGACUUGAGUUCAGGAAAAAUUCUAACAACUGAACUCGUUGAAGGAGUUUCUGUAGAUAAAGUAAUAAAUGAAAAUCAGGAUACAAGAAAUGCUGUUAGUAGAAAUCUUCUGAGAUUAUGUCUACGAGAGCUAUUUGACUGGAAUUUUAUGCAAACUGAUCCGAAUUGGUCAAAUUUUCUAUAUGAUUCAAAAACUGGCUUGAUAUCUCUAAUAGAUUUCGGAGCGACUAGAGAAUAUAACAAAAAAUUUGUAGACAUCUAUAUCAAAAUUAUUCGAGCAGCAGCGGACAAGGAUCGAGAACAAAUAUUAAAGCAUUCUGUAGAUUUAGGAUUUCUAACUGGACUAGAAAGUAAAGUAAUGCAGAAAGCCCAUUGCGAUGCAGUUUUGAUUUUAGGAGAAGCUUUUGCAACUGACAAAGAAUUCAACUUUGGAAACCAAUCAACCGCCAAGAGAAUACAUGAAAUUAUUCCUGUUAUGUUAAAACAUAGAUUAACUCCUCCUCCAGAGGAGACUUACUCUUUACAUAGAAAAAUGUCAGGCUGUUUUCAGCUCUGUUCAAAGCUUUCCGCAAACAUCGAAUGCAAAUCUUUAUUUUUCGACGUAUGGGAUAAGUACAGAUUUGACGAAUAA
Dimorphilus gyrociliatus is the source of this 2238-nucleotide messenger RNA. The record is from the annotation of a GenBank genome assembly. NCBI's taxonomy places the organism in Eukaryota, Metazoa, Annelida, Polychaeta, Dinophilidae.